Olea europaea var. sylvestris is the source of this 719-nucleotide messenger RNA. RefSeq lists its product as uncharacterized. NCBI's taxonomy places the organism in Eukaryota, Viridiplantae, Streptophyta, Magnoliopsida, Lamiales, Oleaceae. Bases 23 to 490 code for a protein of 155 amino acids. The transcript is spliced from 2 exons. The record is from RefSeq and is a predicted model, not a curated record. Gene Ontology annotation, molecular function: nucleic acid binding; zinc ion binding.
GAAAUUUGAUGGUUCUCGUACCAUGCAUGAGCACGUUACUGAAAUGAGUAACAUUGCAGCAAGACUUAAGACUCUUGGGAUGACUGUGGAUGAGAACUUCCUAGUACAGUUUAUCAUUAACUCUUUGCCUCCCGAGUACGGUCCAUUCCAUAUGAACUAUAAUACCUUAAAGGACAAAUGGAAUGUGAAUGAAUUGCACAGUAUGCUCGUGCAAGAGGAGACAAGGCUUAAGAAUCAAGGAACUCAUUCUAUUCAUCUUGUAAGUCGUCAAGGAGCUGGAAAGAAAUAUAAGAAAAGAUCUGGAAAGGGCAUUAAGCAAGGACCACUAAAGAUAAAUGAGUCUUCUGCUCAAAUCCACAAUAAGGAACACAAGAAAAAUGUGUGUCAUUUAUGUCGCAAACCUGGGCACCAUAAAAAGGACUGCCUGAAACGUAAGGCAUGGUUCGAAAGUAAAGGGAUUCCUUUCAACCCAGACCAUAAAUCCAAAUGAAAAGUUUGUCCUCAUGGGAAAUCGAGUCAAAGCUCCAGUUGAAGCCAUUGGAACCUAUCGUUUGAUUUUAGAUACUGGACAUCAUUUAGAUUUAUUUCAAACACUUUAUGUACCUUCCAUUUCUCGCAAUUUAGUUUCUUUAUCAAAACUUGAUUCCGCUGGAUAUUUCUGUAAUGGUGGAAAUGGAUGUUUGAAUUUGUUUAAGCAAAAUCAUUUUAUUGGUUCCGCU